Messenger RNA from Blastomyces dermatitidis ER-3, 3670 nucleotides. RefSeq lists its product as uncharacterized. The record is from RefSeq and is a predicted model, not a curated record. Gene Ontology annotation, molecular function: protein binding. Bases 1058 to 2740 code for a protein of 560 amino acids. The transcript has 2 exons. NCBI's taxonomy places the organism in Eukaryota, Fungi, Ascomycota, Eurotiomycetes, Onygenales, Ajellomycetaceae.
UACGGAGUGAUAUGCGUUGCCCUAGCGCCCAGUAUUGGGAUAAAGUAGCUGAUACCUCGCCCGCCGCCCAAAGCCUGUGAUGCUGCAAGUCACGGUGACCGACCACCUCUUCCCCCCCCCCCCCCCCACGCCGGGCUAUUAAUAGCAGCUCUACCCGCUGCUGCAUUUUCCCUCGCCAAACCUCAAACAUCCCGCCCUUUUUUCUUUUUCCUGCCGCCGCCUUCGCUAUCCCUCCCUUCCACCCGCGUACUCUGCGCGCCCGGAUUGUGCUCUUGUCGGCCUAUUUGUGCUCUGUCUUGCUCUUCCGGCGCGUCCUCUCUGGGUCAUUCUGCCCCUGGGCUGCAUGUGUUCUGUCUGCAACACAAACCCGCCCCCCGCCACUGCCGCCCUCAACCUCCAUUAGUCUGCCUGUCCAGAUCGCCUGGUCAUUCCUAUCAACACUUGUGUAGCUGAACCAAAGCCGUCCGUGUCCCUCCCUAUCUCCUAACCGUCUUCUGAAAAUCGGCGCUUAUUCAACCCCUGUUUGUUUGUUUCCCGAGCCUCUCGUCUGCUCCAGUCAGCUUCCACGCCUUCGGUUUUCCACGCGCGCUGGCGGGUUCCUAUCGUGACUUGCAUAUGUGUUUCUAAAACAUUAUCCUCACAUCUGGCUAUCAUUGGACGCUCUACCUUCUACUACCUUCUGCAAGAAGUCCACAUUAUCCCGCAUUUCUCGCUCCCCGUGAACGAUACAACACCAAUCUCGACCCGCGCAGGCCAACCCAAAAUAUUGCAAUUGCUGUCGCACACAGGCAGGUGCCAUCUCCUUCACUACGACCACCAGGCUACUAUCUCCUCUGUGCUAUCUCACGCACACCGAACAUCUCUACUGGAGUGUGACUCCACUUCUCAUGGCUAUGGACAGCUAGCAUUGCGGACAACAACACCCACAAACACUUCCCUUGGUUAAAGCAUCCAAUUGAGGGUUCGAUUUCAAACGGAUCUUGCAUAAAAAUCAGAACACGCCCUGCUUACAAUUGGCGUUGGAAGCACCCCGUUUGUUCUCCUGGUGACCCUCGAUAUGGCCUCAACGAAAUCCGCACCUGUGUCCUCUCCUUCCGAAGUGGACAAUCCUCCCUCAAUCCCAACGAUAUCUCACCAUCCGUCGAAUUCAACAUCACCGGCACCGCGACGGUCAAAUAUCCAGCGUCCAUCCUCAUAUGCAAGAGAUCGUUUAUCAACCUACUCCAGCGCCUCUUUUAAUUCCCAGAACCGUUCACGACCCGCAUCACACGCUUUUCCCGUUUUUCAUUCAAGUCUGCCUUACGCCUUAGUACGGGACUUCGCCUACCCACCAAUACAUCCACUCCAUUAUGGACCCCAUCCAAGCGAAUCGGGAAUAUCUACUCCGGCGAGCGAAGCUCGACGGUUAUCCGAUCCCCCUAGCGCUUCUUGGGAUGUUUCCCGUGGGCACUGGCAUUCAUCAUGGAACCCGGAAGCCAUGUAUGGUACCCAACAACUCCCUGCAAUGGCAUUUGGGGAUGGACCACCAUACAGUGAGGAUGAGGACUUGCACAGCCCUGUUGUGACGACGUCUCGGCAUCGCAAACACAAAUCCGCACAUGUAGGGUCCGAAUUUAACAGAGAGAUAAAUCCGGGAAUUGCCAAUAAUACCGACCCGUCGUCAUAUGCCGCGCGAGGAGAUGAUAGAGGUGUUUUUGUCGGAGUAAAUGGGGAUGGAAGCGCAACAUACUAUGUCAAAGACGACGACGCAGUUGAUGAUGGUCCUGGAGGAGAAUAUGUUACCUACCCAGCCAACGAAUCAGGGAACCGUUCAUUCUUGAGCCCCGGCUCAUAUCCACCUGGUGGUCAACGGGACUCCCACUUUGCCGCGUCAUUGAGUGACCGAACGUCAAUGGAACCCGAUGUGGAACUACAAUCCGAUGACGAGAUAUCAGAGGAUGAUGAAUCAUGGAGAGAUGCGUCACGGUAUUCGCGAGAUUACCAAUUUACGAUUGUUUCUCCCGAUGAAGAAAUGCACGGCAAAGCGGUUGCGCUUUUCGAUUUCGACCGCGAACAUGAGAACGAGCUACCGUUGAAGGAGGGACAAGUAAUUCUUGUAUCCUAUCGCCACGGACAAGGCUGGCUUGUUGCGGAAGACCCCAAGACUGGAGAAAGUGGGCUCGUACCGGAAGAAUUCGUCCGACUGGUUCGUGACAUUGAGGGAGGAUUGAAUGGCCUUAACGGCGCUCUUAUGAAUACAUUGACCUUGGGCGAAGAAGAAUCUAUAUCCACCCAAAAUGAAAAUCCCACCAUUCUACCCGCCAACAAUCCGUCAACAGAUCUGUGUGCGCAACAAAGGCAACAUAAACAGCAAAGCAACGGCACUGCGACUAUAAAUCCUACUGAGGGCGAAAACGUCAACCCUGACAGCCAUCACCAACCAUCCUCACCGCCAUCAUCAACAUCAGCGAAUGCGAACACAUCUAUAAAAGACAAACACCCCGAAGAAAAAGAGAAAGAAAACAAAGAGCGCGAAAAGAAGCAACCCCCCGUCGUCUCCACAUUCUCUACAAGCAGUCGUGAUCUAGAUCCAUACCCACUGGCGGGCCAUCAGCAUCGGAAAUCAACCCCGCCACAGAUCGAGCAUUAUGAUGGCACCAACCUGAGCGCGACGGGGGGUGCGCGGUCGUCAUCCGUGCGGUCGAAGAGUACGUCCAAGCAAAGAACGCAAUCGGGGUCGGGGAAAGGUGUAAAGUCUUGAAACUGGUCACGGGGGUUAUUCUCUUUUCCUUCUUUUUUUACACUUCGAAACUUGUUUUGGUUUUUGAUUCCUCAUUUGGUUUCCUUUUCAUUUUUCAUCCAUUCCAUUUUUUUUUAAAUGUGUUUAAGCUCAUGUUAACUGGAUUCUCCGUGCCUUUUCAAUGUCAGUUAGACGUUCUUCCCUAUCUCUAUUUUUUCGUUGCUUUUACUUUUGUUUUCCUUGCAAAGAGUUUGGUCCGGCUGAGAAAGGGGGGUGUUCCUUGCUCUUUUCUUUUCUUUUGUCCUCUUUUUCCAUCAGCUUCCCAUCGCCGUCUUAUGAUGUUUCUUUGUUCUUUACGUGUCUUCCAUUAAUUGUCUAUCGCUGCUUGGUCCACCAAUUCCACAAUACAUCAGGUGUUUUUUCUCUCUUUUUUUUUUCAUACUUUCUUGUACUUUUGCGUUUUGGCUUGCAUGGAAUGCUUGCUAGGCACGUUGGCCUUUUCUUUUCCCCCUUACCUCGUUCUCCUAUUUUUCCAAAUGUUAGUUACUUGUUACUUGUUUUAUGAAUCAUUCUUCCCUUCCUUCCAUUCCCGCCUCCUAAAAUGGGUAGAAAGAAACACUCCUUCUACACCCGAUUCGAAUACUCUUUUUAUCAUUUUAAAGUAUCAAGGUAGCAGUAGCCCAAAACAAAAACAAGCAGUUCUAUUCUCUUCGGGCAUAAAAAGAAAGACAGUUGAUUUUAUUGUGAAUCUCCUUUUCUUUUUAUUUUAUUUUUUGUCAUACUUCAUUUUCCACUCUAUCAACGAUUGUUUCUGUGUGAAAUUUGGAAACCUUGAUUUUUUUCUCUCUAUCUUCUAUUCCCCCGCCGUUUUUUUCCCUUCCUCUCUUUCUUUCUUUCUUUCUUGUUACCCUCACCCUCUUGAAUCAUCCCUGCCUGCUAUUGAUUGGCUUC